UGGGAUACGAUAUAGCUCCUUGCGUGUGUGCGCGAGGGAGACAGCAGCAAGGAAGAGCUCCCCACUAAGCUCAGUCGCCUUUCACGAGCACGGUCGGCUGGGCGACUUGGUGCCGCGGGUAUAGCCGUAAACGUGAGCCAUCGUACUCAAAUUCCAUUCGUAUCGAAGUACUGUUUUAUUGACUUGACACGGGGGACAGGAUCUCUGAACGGAUCGUCCUCCGUAGUCCAGCGGAGACGGUGCUCGGGCCGCCGGUGAACGCGUGACAGCCAGUGUACCAGCCCGCACGGUUCCGGCGACAGGCGAACACUUUAUUGUGAUCCUUAACGAUUCCGACAGCGAGAAACCAGUGUUCCAGGACUUGUUUCCGGUUCGGUCAGCGCUGUUGCCGUGUCUCCAGCCGAAUUUUUACGCGCGAACCACUCCAGGAGGGGAUUUGAAAGCCGGCGAUUACGAUUUCGAGCGACCGAAUCAAAAUAAAGAAUUGCCCGUUUUUUUGGUGGCCGAACUAUGACCGCCUGCACGGCGUAAGCCGAAGAUACACCUCGAGGAUGAACAGGCCAGCCGAUCGAGCCCCCCUUCGGCGCAAACUCGGAGAGAACACGCUGCGGAACAUGAGGUUCCCCAAGAAGCUUAUUCUACUGUUGGCGAUUUGUCUGUCGACCGCAUAUACGGACGCGAAUAAUGUAAACGAGCCACCGAUCCUGGAAGGUGGAGGAUACCCAGCAGGCUUGGCUCUGCCAGAAUCAACCAAAGUCGGUACAGAAGUAUUCGUCCUUAAGGGCCACGAUCCCGAAGGAUCGCCGGUGAAAUAUGGUAUACAACUCACGGACCAUUUCGUUGUAAAUCCACGCACUGGCGUCAUCACCUUGGCUAAACCGCUUAAUCGGGAGGAGAACGACACGAUACGCUUCCGGGUCACGUUGGAAGACGAAGUACCCGCGGGUCAGCAACCGAACAUCGUCGGUGUCGAUGCAUUCGUGAUCGUGCUCGACGAAAACGACAACCCGCCGCGUUUUCUGGGCAUACCGUACGAGGCCGUGGCCGAGGAGGACCUUCCGGUUGGUACGACAGUUCUGGCGGGUAUUAGAGUAAUGGAUCCUGACAUGCUGGGCGACAACAUAGAUCUGACCUGUGUUCCUCAGCCACAGUUUCUCGAUGCCUGCGACAAAUUCGGCAUCGUCAAGGUGGAGAAAAGCCAAAACUCGUACGUUGGUGCACUGGUCCUGCGACAGCCACUCGACUACAGGGAGAGACCCUUUUACCAAUUACUGCUCAGAGCGAGCGAUGGCUUGAACAAUGAAACCACGGGAGUCGAAAUCAAGGUGGCCGACAUUCAGAACAGCCCGCCGGAAUUUCUGGACUCCCUGACCGGCGUGGUGCGCGAAGACGAUCCCAUUGGAACACUGGUUAUGACCAUCAAAGCCCGGGACGGCGACAGGGGAAUGCCGAGAAAAAUGAUCUACGAAUUGGUCACCAACCCGUUCGAUUAUUUCCUGUUGGAUGACGAAACGGGCGAACUGAGGACAGCGAAACCAUUGAAUAGGGAAGCAUUGAAGGACUCGACUGGAGUGCUCACAUUGAAGGUAAAAGCACGAGAAUUGAUCGAUGGAAUGCCAGGCAGCGACAAUUUGACGGUUUCAACGGCAGAAGCCACGGUGACGAUAAAGGAUGUCAACGACGAGCCUCCAACAUUUAAUCGCCGCGAGUACAACAUCGAAAUUCCAGAGAACGUACCGAAUGGGACGCCUUUGCCGCAUUUGGAUAUGACUGUUGAAGAUCCUGAUGUCGGCCUGAAUUCCGUAUUCUCUUUGCGACUGGAAGACAUUACGGAUGGAGCAUUUACCAUCGAACCGACCAUGGCGACCGGCAGCACGUCCGUGAACAUUCGUGUUGCAAAUGGCUCGCUCGAUUAUGAGAAUCCAAACCAACGGAAAUUUAUUAUCCUGGUCGUUGCAGAAGAGGUCCAUACGAAUCCCAAGCUUACAUCCACUGCAACCGUGACCGUUGCAAUUACUGACGCAAAUGAUAACUUGCCAUCCUUCGCCAGACCUACUUACACGGCUACGGUAUCGGAGACUGCAGCACAAGGCACACCUGUCAUAACCAUCACUGCUCAAGAUCGUGACAGUGGACGAUUUGGUACAGCUGGAAUAGUUUAUCAAUUACUUGGACAAGGUGCGCAGCAUUUUUCUGUGGACAAGAAGACUGGGACCAUUUCAAUAGCUCCUUGUCCGACACCUGGAACUUCACCUUGUUUGGAUUACGAAGAACAGACCGAAUACUUCCUCACGUACAAGGCGACUGACAAUGACGGACAAGGUCAAACAACCAGCGUCUCCCUGCGCAUUAGUUUAUCCGAUGCCAACGACAAUCCCCCGCGAUUCCUCCAAGAUAAAUAUCGCGUGGUAAUAGACGAGGGUGCUGAGAAAUUUGAGCCGGAGCUAAAAGUUCAAGCCAGAGAUAAAGACAAAACGUCGAAAAUUACGUACACUAUAGUCGACGGCAGCGAUCAUGGUCUGUUCGCUAUAGAUCAAGACUCCGGCGAGAUUACGAUCAAAAAUAAAGGUCCAACAGAUCUGAAGAAUUCGAGCCGUGAUUGGAUCGCUCUUGAGAUUCAAGCGAACGACGGGAUAUUCGUUGGCUUCACCACAGUUAAUAUUACAAUUCGAGAUGUAAAUAACAACGAGCCUGUCUUUCUGCACGAGUUCUACACGGCCAACAUUCCAGAAAUAGCGCCAAUCGGGACGUUCGUGGAGGAAGUCACGGCAACUGAUGCAGACACAGGAAUCAAUGCGGAACUAAUUUACAGAAUACAGAAAGGAGCUUUAGACGACUUCGCUAUUAACGAGACGACAGGAAUAGUGACUGUGUUCAGAAAAUUGGAUUACGAUAAUAAGAACGAAUACCACGUGGAAAUAAUAGCACUUGAUAAAGGAACGCCCAGCUUAACUGCGACCACUACGUUAUUAAUUGACGUUGUGAAUAACAACGACAAGCCUCCGUACUUCACACCGGAGACACAGCGAGCCGAAGUCACAGAAGACACGCUAAUUGGCACUGUUUUUACGUCGCUGAAAGCUACGGACCCUGACAGCGAUAAUUCGGAAGCAUUAAACUUUGCCAUUUCGGAACCGAUCACGGCUAUCGACAGAAACGGGCAAAAGGUCAACGACAGUAAAUCUUUCAAGGACUUCUUCGCAGUCGAUCGUGCAACCGGUCAAGUCUCGGUUGUCAGACCUCUGGACCGUGAUGUUGCGGCAACAGUAAGCAUCACUAUAGUUGUCAGCGAUACAACGGCACCCACAUUACAACAAGGAAGAGGUACAUUAGUGGUUACGAUUAUUGAUGUGAAUCACAUGGCGCCAGAAUUUUUGAAACCAUGGACAAGAGAAAAUCCACGUUAUUUAAUCGAAAUGCAAGAGGAACAGCCAACAGGAGCAAUUGUAGGAGCAUUCACGGCUGUGGAUGCAGAUAGCAACAUAGCAGGAUACGCGAUUGAUCCUCCAAGUCCUUAUUUCAACAUAGAUAAUGUCACAGGGAUUGUUCGGACCAGCCAAGUAAUAGAUUACGAAGAGACAAAGCAGUUGGAAUUUCAAGUAAUUGCUUACGACUCUGGUGUACCUCAACUAUCAACAACGGCAAAAGUUACAGUGACCAUAAUUAAUGUCAACGACCAAGAUCCUAAAUUCGAAAAAGAAUUUUACAAUGCCUCCGUAAAAGAGAAUUCGCCAGCCGGGACACAUGUUACUGUAGUGAAAGCCACGGAUGGAGACGAGGGACUAUUCGGAGAAGUUAGUUACAGCCUCAUUGGUGAACAUGCCGCAGACUUUAACAUAGGCCAUGAAACUGGAGAAAUUACCGUCGGUGGUGCAACUGUUCUCGAUAGAGAAAUGACACCCGAAGUCACGAUAACUGUAAUGGCUAGCGAUGGAGCUCAUCUAAACUCUCGUCGAAGUACGACUGUUCCAGUGCUCGUGAAGCUUGUCGACGUCAACGAUAAUCGACCGAUAUUUUCACAGCACAGUUACAGAGCUUCCGUGGCCGAAAAUUUACCUGUCAAUCCACCUGCGCCGAUCUUACAAGUGAGAGCAGUAGAUCACGAUGAAGGAGUUAAUGGAGAAGUUUGGUACACUAUAAUCAGUGGUAACGAGAACGAAUCAUUUUCAUUAAAUCGUGAAACUGGUAUUUUGUAUCCUGGAGCAGCCCUUCUCGGUAGAGCUGGCACUUAUAGGAUCAAGGUAGAAGCCAGAGACGGUGCUGGUAGUGGUCCUCAUUCCGACGAAUGUAACGUCGAUAUACGAGUAACUCCAGUAAAUCAACACAAACCUCGAUUUGUUCUGCCGGAAUUAGCAAACGCUACUGUAGAAGUUCCUGAAAAUGCUGGCAUACCAAAUUACUUGAUAUUAACGGUAAAAGCGAUUGAUCGAGAUCCUGGUGAAAAUGGACACGUGAGCUAUCAUCUGAAAGUUGGAAAUCACAAUACUCAAGAGACAGAAGAGUUUUCGAUAGACGAAGACACCGGUGAACUGCGAUCGAAGAUUCUUUUGGAUCGUGAGGCGAAGAGCAAAUUCGAGCUUGUUCUGGUAGCUACCGACCAUGGUACACCCACAGCAUACGAAACUCUGCGACUUCUUACUGUGCAGUUGGUCGACACGAACGAUAAUGCUCCCCAAUUUUACGACGAGUAUCAUUUUCAUUUAUCUGAAAAUCGUCCGAAAGAGUACUUCGUAGGAAAGGUGGUGGCAAAAGACAGAGACGAAGGCACGCACGCGAAAGUUUACUAUUACAUAGAGGCUGGGAACGAGGACUAUGCUUUUUACAUAGACAAAACCGACGGUAGCAUCUACGCGAACAAAUCGUUCGAUCGUGAGACACGAGACAAAUAUGUUUUGUCGGUUCUGGCAUCCAAUGAUCCUGACAUUUACAUAAACCCAAUAGAUGCUGGACGUCCAGUGUCCCAAACCACGGAUCAUGGCCACGUUAAUGUAACUAUAACGAUCCUGGAUGAAAACGAUAAUCCACCGAUCUUCGAGCGUAACGAUUACUACGCUGGUGUUAAUUCGAUGGCAAAUGUGAACGAUUUCGUGACAAAAGUAACCGCAUCCGAUUUAGACGUUGGUGACAAUGGAACGCUCCAUUAUUACGUUACCAGCGCUAAUCUGUAUAAGUUUGAAUCGGUGAAGCCUAGUGGUUCCAUAGUACCAAGUCCGUUUAAUGUGACUCAGGACGGUAAACUUGUAACAAGCGGAUACAUGGCUGAAUAUAAUCAGGACAGAUUUAUUGUCGAGGUGAUAGCGAAAGAGACCGCUAUUCCAGAAAGAUACGCGAUGACUAGAGUCCACGUUUGGGUAUUCGAGCCUUCUCAAUUGAUAAAAGUUAUCGCGUCGCGACCACCGGGCGAAGUAAAUCGCGAACGUGACGAAAUUGUAUCGGCAUUAUCAAACGCAACACAAAGCAGAGUUGUUGUUGACGAAAUUCGAUACCACGUGGAUGCAUCCGGACACAUUCGUCGAGAAUGGUGUGACAUGUAUUUGCACGUUGUGGAACCGAAAUCCCAAACCAUUGCACCAGUUCCACAAGUGCUUAAAGUCAUUGAUGCAAAAUAUGACUUCUUAAAAGACUAUUAUGCAGGCUUUACCAUUGUAAAUGUCGUUCCUGCUUAUGCUGGAGUACAGGAAGAACCUUUUGAUCCUGCAUUAGCAGCCUUAAUAGCCCUAUUAGUAGUACUACUAGUUGGUGCUGUUACGGUGACAGUAGUUUGUUGCUGUCUACGUCAUUGGGUAAUUACUGUGCCAAGCGAUAUAAGAAAAAAAGAUGGCUUAAUAAAGAAACAAAUUAUUGACGAGUUAAAUACCACAGAGAAUCCUUUAUGGAUUGAACAGAAACUUAAACCAUACGAGGAACAGGAGUUAACGAUGCAGGUGUUCAGUGAACCUGAAGGUGGUCUAGUUACAGAGAGACGCGGAAGUGGUGUCAGCAUUGGUAUGGGUGAUACAUCUCAGGAUAAUACUUAUGCUACUAUACAACGUCCAUUGCCUACCAGUAGGCACUGUCCAACAACACCUGAUUAUACAACAUUGCCAGGAAAUCACAAUCUUUAUGAAUCUGCAAUGGGUUUCCAAGGAUCAACAUUCCAGCCAUCUUCGAAUGCAAUACCACAACUUACGCUCGAUCGCGAUGGCCAACCCCAGUUCGUUUCAGGAUUAGUAUAAAUUAAAUUUUCCGCCAAGUCCAUUUUUUAAUCAAUGUAUAACUUCAUCCGCAUAAGUUGUACAUCUUCAUUCCCGGCUCUAUCCGUAGCACGCGCCUUUUUGAAAGAAAAAGACACUCGCAUGCACACACCUUCUCGACAAUAAUCGAAUAAUAUUGUUAGGUUUGUCUGCGAGUAGACGCGUGUACAAGAUGAGCGAGAAUUUUUCCGAAUUAACUAGAGAAGCCUCCGACCAUUUGUUAAUUCAGUUUGAAUCCUACUGCAAGGAAUAUUAAACGAAGCGUAACGACGGAUGACAGUCAAUAUUAUUGGAAUAAAUAUUUCCCUGUAGCUGGUGUGUGCAUGUAUAUAUGUGUGCGUUGCCAACCUGUGGUCCCAUUUAAUUAUUUAAUCGUUAGAUUCAUCACUAGAAAAAUCAAAAUCGCUAGAUGAUAGACACUGUGAAAUAGCUUAAACGACCGAAACUUGGCACGGCAGAUAUAUGUAUAUAAGUGAAUGUUUAGACUCCGUCCAGCGCCGUUUUUUCAUUACUUCCUCACUAGUUUAAUAUUUAUACACCUUGCGUACGUUUUACAUAUGGAAAAUGGGAGAACGUACUACUUAUAGCGUCAUUACUCUGUACACGAACAAGAGGAAUGCCUGUAGGUAAAAUUAUAAGUAACGAACGAGCUCAUACUCUUGAAGCAGGGUUUGAAAUUGUUUUGAAAACACUAUGUUCCUGCCAGAACGGUUCAUGAAAAUGUUCGAAAGAAAUUCUGUUACGAAUCUGAUAAAUUUUAUUAAAACAAUACAGAGGGCUAUAUUGUUCUUUUGAAAGUAUCAUUCUUGGUCAGAGCAGAAUAUUUCGUUCGUAGUAGUUAUUGCGUUGUGUCAUGAUUAUGAUCUAGGUGUUAAAAGUACAAGUUCAAGUUGAGAAUUUAAUCGUUGAUAUUGAAGUUCCAUUAUAAGAAUAUGUAAAUUCGAAUUUGAUUUUAACCGAUGCGAUUUGAGUGUGACAAAAAAUUGUAUAUUUUGUUUGUUCAUUAUGUGUAGAUAAUUUAACUUUAAAUAAUAAUACUUGUUAUAGUAAUCGUAUGAAUAACAAUAAUACCAAGAAAGGUAACAUAAAAAAUAAAUAAAUAAAGUGGGAAAAUAUAAAAAGAAAAUUAGGAAACAAAUAAAUAUUAAUACUUACAAUUAGUCUAACGAAAAAGUGAGGGCGUUUACUAUACUUUUGAGAAAAAAAUACGAAUGAUUGCACAAAAAUAUUAAUAAGUAAUAAAAAAUAAUUGUAGUUAAAAACGAUCUAAAGGGUGAAGGCUACAAUGGGAUAUGUAUCGUUUUAAUUUAGGUAACUUUGACAAAAAAUCGUAACAAAUUGGGAGCAAAGUACUUAUUGGGGAUAGUAAAUUAUAAAUAUCUUUUAAUUUCAUUCUGCUCUGAAAGAAAUAUUCAAGGAUCAACAUAGGCUCAUUCUUGAGACAUAUUUCAAUCUCUGCCUUGAAGAUACUCAUACUAAGAAGAAUUCGAAGCGAAAUAUCAGCAUAUAUCAUACGUUCGCGUAUAAAUGUUAUUUACAAUAUUAUCCGUUAGAUAUUUAUUUAAGUUAGUGUUAAAGAACUGAUUUUUAUCCGAUAAAACUGUGAUUUGAUUACGCCCGCGUAUGUAUGUGAUUGUUGACUUGCAUUUGAGAUUUCGUACAAGAUAUUAGCGAUGGGCGGAUAUAGUCAUAUCAUAGCUAGUUAAAAUGGAAUCGUUUGCAUUCAGUUUUCGUGUUCUGCGAGAACAUAAACACAUUCUUUGUACGGGCCACUUCAUUUCUCAUCAUCUAAACCGUCCUCAACGAAGUAUGCGCAUUGGGGUCUGAAAAAUUGACUGCAAACGGUUCUAAUCAUAAUAUAUCAUGUACCCGAAGGAAAACAAUAACUUAACUAUGAUCAUGUUAUGUCUAUGAACAUUUAAUGUAAAACUAAUAUCAGUAUCACAACUUUAUUAGGUGGUUAUGAAUAUUCCAGUCCAUAUGUUUAUUGAUUAUAAAUUUAUUGUACCAUAUUUUAUGUAAAUCAUUGAAAAAAGUAUUCAUACAUCAACAUACAUCACAUCUAACAUCAUGUGGAAAUAAAUAUCCAAUUCUGUGUA
Messenger RNA from Megalopta genalis, 8332 nucleotides. It is a transcript of the gene Cad87A, whose product is annotated as cadherin 87A. Lineage: Eukaryota; Metazoa; Arthropoda; Insecta; Hymenoptera; Halictidae. Gene Ontology annotation, cellular component: cell-cell junction; plasma membrane. The record is from RefSeq and is a predicted model, not a curated record. Gene Ontology annotation, biological process: homophilic cell-cell adhesion. Gene Ontology annotation, molecular function: calcium ion binding.